Molecule: messenger RNA, 1470 nt
Organism: Marasmius oreades (fairy-ring Marasmius)
Lineage: Eukaryota; Fungi; Basidiomycota; Agaricomycetes; Agaricales; Marasmiaceae
Exons: 7
Coding region: 29-1225 (398 amino acids)
Molecular function (GO): protein binding
Source: RefSeq, a predicted model, not a curated record
CUUCUAUGCGCCUCUUUCUCCAACACUCAUGGACCGAAUCCCACCAGAGCUAUCCGCCCGAAUCUUAUCCUUCUGCGGUCCCUCUGAUUUAGCAAGCUUCUCCCAAGCCUCCGUUGGUUCAAGAAACCACGUCUAUGGUACAGAAGAUCAAUAUAUCUGGCGCGAAGUCUUUCUCAAUACCUUUGACGAACCGAGGCGCGACGCCAUAGGCCACCCUCAGCUUCAGGAUCAGAAUGGUUCUUUCAAUUGGAGAGAAGAACUCCAGAAGAGAAUACGAGCGGGAUGGAAACUUGACGAUUUGGGUAUUUUGGUUAGGGUGUUGUUGGAAGCAAGUCCGGAUGAUGGUACCGGUGAAGAGUCGAAGAAUGCUCGGUGGGUUGAUAGGGUGCUGCGAGAGUCUAAGGUGCUUGGUAACGACACAACGGUUAAUGGUGCACGGUUGAGAGCCUACGUUUCGCUCACACAUGAACAAGGCGAAGAAGAUGAAAGAGAGAGGGUGUUAGAGAAGAUGAGAAUUAAAAGUCGGUGUUUGGUCUACGAUCUUAGGAACUACUUUCCUCCCAACGGUUGGUGGCCCCUUGAUAACGAGAAGGAGAUUGACUGGGUUCAUCUCGAACAUAUGGCGAAUGUGGUCAUGAUGAAUUUACGAGAGAUACAGACGUUAUGGAGGCUUAGGAGGCCGCCCAUUGGAUUGGAGAAUGUCAGGCCGUUCUGGGGAAGAGGCGAAGAUUGGGCGGGUGUAGAGGGGACAUGGAGAAGGUAUGUGUGUUUUAUGGAUUAUCGGGAUCUAUUUACUUUCAAUUUUCCAGCUGGCAGAAGCCCAGGCUUCUUUCAGGACAAACGUUUCCGCGAAGCUACUAGGCUUAUCGAAGUCAAGUUGAAACUCGCGUCGAAGGAUCGUCUGAAGCAUCCUACCCUCGUACCCCCCCAUGCCAACGGGACAGAACAGUACCCUACAUUGUACUUUCAUGGAACGUCAAAGGGUGCUACCGGGAACGAGGCAACUCUGGAAGGGUGCGUUUGGGUUUCAGCUAAGGAUAGUUCCGUGAGAUGGUGGUUUACAACCAUUCAUGGGGAUGGGGCUCAGACCUGGUGUUCGCAAGGUGUACAGAUGGGAUGCAUGGGCAGUAAAGCAGGGGUGGUGGGGAAUUGGGGAACGGUUGAGCAUGAGAUGGGUGAUCCCGUUGGUACGGUCUGUCCGUUCUUUUUGGUGAGAGGUGGCUGAUGGAUGGCAAAAGGUCCGUUCUGGCUAUGGAAAGUUGAGGACGGGGAUGCACCUUGCUUGAUUGAUUUCACCUAGGUGGGAAACUGGAGUCGGCCAGAGAAAGAGAUGGGAAUGGAUGUAAGUAUUUAGAUCUGAAUUGUAGCUACCGUGGACUCUUGAGGAUAGCAACUUUUUCAAAGGGUGUACUUGUAUACUAGGCUGAACUGUAUUUUUUUUAAACCUUGGUUAGUUCGAUUCGGGCGUUU